Messenger RNA from Knipowitschia caucasica, 1398 nucleotides. The record is from the annotation of a GenBank genome assembly. NCBI's taxonomy places the organism in Eukaryota, Metazoa, Chordata, Actinopteri, Gobiiformes, Gobiidae.
AUGACUUAUUCAUGUGCUGAGGACGGGGCCCAGGGUUCAGCAGCGAGAGGCGGCUCCACCUCCAGCAGCGAGAGGCGGCUCCACCUCCAGCAACGAGAGGCGGCUCCACCUCCAGCAACGAGAGGCGGCUCCACCUCCAGCAGCGAGAGGCGGCUCCACCUUCAGCAGCGAGAGGCGGCUCCACCUUCAGCAGCGAGAGGCGGCUCCACCUUCAGCAGCGAGAGGCGGCUCUACCUCCAGCAACGAGAGGCGGCUCCACCUCCAGCAGCGAGAGGCGGCUCCACCUCCAGCAGCGAGAGGCGGCUCCACCUCCAGCACCGAGAGGCGGCUCCACCUCCAGCAGCGAGAGGCGGCUCCACCUCCAGCAGCGAGAGGCGGCUCCACCUCCAGCAGCGAGAGGCGGCUCCACCUUCAGCAUCGAGAGGCGGCUCCACCUUCAGCAGCGAGAGGCGGCUCCACCUUCAGCAGCGAGAGGCGGCUCUACCUCCAGCAACGAGAGGCGGCUCCACCUCCAGCACCGAGAGGCGGCUCCACCUCCAGCAGCGAGAGGCGGCUCCACCUCCAGCAGCGAGAGGCGGCUCCACCUCCAGCAACGAGAGGCGGCUCCACCUUCAGCAGCGAGAGGCGGCUCCACCUUCAGCAGCGAGAGGCGGCUCCACCUCCAGCAACGAGAGGCGGCUCUACCUCCAGCAACGAGAGGCGGCUCCACCUCCAGCAACGAGAGGCGGCUCCACCUUCAGCAGCGAGAGGCGGCUCCACCUUCAGCAGCGAGAGGCGGCUCUACCUCCAGCAACGAGAGGCGACUCCACCUCCAGCAACGAGAGGCGGCUCCACCUUCAGCAACGAGAGGCGGCUCCACCUUCAGCAGCGAGAGGCGGCUCCACCUCCAGCAGCGAGAGGCGGCUCUACCUCCAGCAACGAGAGGCGGCUCCACCUUCAGCAGCGAGAGGCGGCUCCACCUUCAGCAACGAGAGGCGGCUCCACCUUCAGCAGCGAGAGGCGGCUCCACCUUCAGCAGCGAGAGGCGGCUCUACCUCCAGCAACGAGAGGCGGCUCCACCUUCAGCAGCGAGAGGCGGCUCUACCUCCAGCAGCGAGAGGCGGCUCCACCUCCAGCAGCGAGAGGCGGCUCCACCUCCAGCAGCGAGAGGCGACUCCAUCUUCAGGAAACGUUACACACUUCACCAUAAACAUCACUCUCCAGGCGCCUGGGAAAGUUGUCAGGGACGUGGCGCCCAAACCACAAACAACUCAGGCCGAUCAGAGCGAAGCCGGCGCUAACGCAGACUACGCUAACGCAGACUACGCUAACGGAGACGACGCUAAUGGAGACGACGCUAACGCAGACUUCGCUAACGUAGACUACGCUAACGCACGGCUAUCAACGUCCAGACGGUGA